GCUGCUUCUUUGCUCUACCAGCCAGUUGUCCUUUAAGUCUCAUUCCAGAGGGACGCUACUUAAGGAGAGAGUAGAAGAUGAGUCUCGGCAGCUUCUUCUUCAUCUUCAUCUUGCUCCCUCUUGUCACCCCGGAGUGUCCCAGCCCUUGCCGUUGUGCCGUCAACAUCGUCGACUGCAUGUCGACCAGUCUCACGGACGGCACGAUCCCCCUCUCCUUCUCAUCCUCCACGGAAAAGCUGUUCCUCAACAACAACUACCUGACCUUCAUCCCCAAAGGUCUCUUCGACAACCUGCACAACCUCCAGGCUGUUUACCUGCGGGGGAAUCCUUGGGAAUGCACCUGCAAUAUCCUCUAUCUCCGCUCCUGGCUCCAGUGGCAAGACAACCGGACUCUCUAUCGCGACGUGGUGUGUUCGACCCCUGCCCACCUUCAAGGUCGGAUUAUCACCUACCUGUCUGAAGAUGAAAUCAUCUCUACCUGCCAGUCCUGGUACUGCGGUGUGGCUCUGGUAGCCCAGAUCUGCCUCUUUGUCUUCGUCCUGGUGCAGGCCAUCUUGCUGCUUCUGGUGGUCUUCUACAUCUGCAGGUUCCAGCGGAUAGCUAAGGAAGCCAGGAGGACAAUGGUGGAUGUUUAUGAGAAUAUGGAUCUGUGGGAAAGCGCUCGUAAGAACAGUAUUGACUGAGGAUCCGUGGAGAUUAUCAAUCAUCCAGGUGUUCUGACCGAGGCUUCCCAAAAGCAUGAAACAAACUCUUUGUCCUGA
This is a messenger RNA of Thamnophis elegans (Western terrestrial garter snake), 761 nucleotides long. RefSeq names its product glycoprotein Ib platelet subunit beta (gene GP1BB). Lineage: Eukaryota; Metazoa; Chordata; Lepidosauria; Squamata; Natricidae. The record is from RefSeq and is a predicted model, not a curated record. The transcript has 2 exons. The coding region runs from base 78 to 683 and encodes 201 amino acids.